Molecule: messenger RNA, 4622 nt
Organism: Calliphora vicina (urban bluebottle blowfly)
Lineage: Eukaryota; Metazoa; Arthropoda; Insecta; Diptera; Calliphoridae
Product: protein fem-1 homolog CG6966
Exons: 4
Coding region: 1043-3067 (674 amino acids)
Molecular function (GO): protein binding
Source: RefSeq, a predicted model, not a curated record
AAAAAUAUAUAUUUUUAUUAGUAAUUAACAAUGAGCGCAUGAGAAUACAACGUUGAAAAGAUUCGUGAUUCGUUAUAGAAGCGAUUAUUUCUUAAAAUUGUAUUUUAAACAAAAAGUUAAAACUAAAAAAAGAUUACAAGUUAAAAAAAAGUAAUUUUGUUUUGUUCAACAAAUUUUUUGCUCAGAAUUGUUAAAAAAAAAUAAAGAAACGGUGCUUCUUGGAGAAAUCGAAAAGGAAGAAAAAUAAGAAUAAAACGAAAUCAAAGUGCUUUAAAAUAACCAACAACAAUAACUACCAAAAAAGCAGUAUUUCGUCGUUUCCUUGUCCAUAAUACAAAAAUAACAAAGAAGAAGAAUACAUAUAAUAAAUAUCAUAAAAAAACGAGGAAAAUAUAAAAUAAGAAAAUAUUUUUGUCUUCCUGCUUCAUAAAAAAAGAAUUACGUACCUAAAAAAAAUUUCUCUUGCUGGUUUCUUGUUGCAAUUUACUUGAAAUAAAUUCAACAGAAGAAUUUACAAGAAAAUUUAAGAAAAAAACGAAUUUUUAGAAAAAUUGUGCAAUUGUUUUUUGUUGUUGUUUUGUGUGAAAUAUUCAAUAAUAGAAGAAAAUUAAAUUAGAAAAAAAACACCAGUGAAAAAACAUAACGAAACCAAAAAAAUUGGUAUUAACAAAACGGUGGGUUGGUGGGUCUCAAUACGUCUGCAUAAAUAAGCUUUCAAAUGUAUUGAAAAUAGGAAAAGAAUACUCAGAAACAUCACUAUAAAUUUCAACGAUUCUUUUUAAGAAAAAGAUAACGCAAAAUUCCCCAUUUUAAUUUGAAAGCAUCUUCAUCAUCAAUAACAUCGUCAACACCAACAAAAGAACAAAGGAAUAUUAUUAUUGUUUUUGUUGCUGAGUUAUACAGAAGCAGCAACAACACACACAGAAAAUUAAUUACAAAAACAAUACACAUAUAGAAUAGAACAACAAGAACAGAACAGAGGAGACAAGGCCCAAGAAGCAAGAACCAAACACAAGAAGAUACAUAUUCCAAAAUAAUUGCCAUGGAUCUUUCAUAUAUUGUUUGUAAUGCAGCCAGAGAAAAUAAUUUAUCUCUAUUGAAGAAUGCUCUCAAUGGCAGAUCAGCUUCAGAGAUAUCUAUGCUAAUAUCGUCAAAAGUUAAUGGAGCCACACCCCUGGUUAUAUCCUGCCGUAAUGGACACAGUGAAAUUGUAGAAUAUUUAUUGACAUGGUGUCAAGCUGAUGUUGAACAGGUAGGCUCCGUUAGUUUCGAUGGUGAACCAAUUGAAGAUGCUCCCCCAUUAUGGUGUGCCUCGGCCGCCGGUCACUUGGGCAUAGUGAAAUUAUUGGUUAGACAUGGCGCCAAUGUCAACAGUACGACACGUACGAAUUCGACACCUUUGAGGGCGGCCUGCUUUGAUGGACAUUUUGAAAUAGUCAAGUAUCUGAUACACAAUGGAGCUGACUUUGAGGUGGCGAAUCGUCAUGGCCAUACAUGUUUAAUGAUUGCCUGCUACAAGGGACAUUUCAAAAUCGCCCAGUAUUUGUUGUCGCUCAAUGCGAAUGUGAAUCGUUGCAGUGUUAAGGGCAAUACCGCAUUACACGAUUGCGCCGAGUCCGGCUCAUUGGAAAUAUUGCAGUUACUGUUGAAGCAUGGUGCCACAAUGGAAGUUGAUUAUUAUGGCAUGACACCGCUGCUGGCAGCUAGUGUAACGGGUCACUUGCCCAUUGUAGAACAUCUCAUAACAUUGCUCAGUGUGAGUCGCGAGAGUCGCAUUGAUGCCUUGGAGUUGCUGGGUGCCACGUAUGUUGACAAGAAACGUGAUAUGGUUAGUGCAUUAUCAUUGUGGAGGCGGGCCAUGGAGGAACGCAAUCAGGAGCCAAAGAUACCCAAAGUAGUGAACGAGCCCAUUGCGGCCUACGAGUGUGUAUCAGAAGUCAAAACAAUUGAGGAUUUAGAAGAGCUGGUCUUGGAUCCGGACGAAAUGCGUAUGCAAGCUUUGGUCAUACGUCAAAGGAUAUUGGGUCCAACACAUCCAGACACAAGUUAUUAUAUACGUUUUAGAGGGGCUCAUUAUGCUGACGCAGGUCGUUUUGACCGUUGUAUUGACCUUUGGACUUAUGCAUUAACUAUGCAACAAAAAAUCUUACCACCCCUCAGUCCUAUGACACAGUCUUCUCUCUUAUCUUUUGCCGAAUUAUUCAGUUUCAUGCUAAUGGAAGCCGGACGCUUGCUACCUCGAGGUCGUGUGGUGCCACCCAUCGAGGCAUGCGAUAUGCUGAUGAUUUUCAAUAAGGCUGUCUUAGAGGUUGAGAGAGGUUUGUCAAACUAUCAAAUGCUUCAAUCUGGUGCAAACGUCUCCUCCUCACUUGCAGGACAAAGUUGGUCGGUGGAACAGCAGAAAACAGCCGCAACAACUCAGCAACAGCCACAACAUCAUCAGACACCGCAACAAACAAUGCAACAGACGCAGGCUGUUACCUCGGUGCACGAUUGCAAUCACGAUCCCAAUGCUUUAAGUCGCGCAUUGGUUAGUGCUUUACAUAUUGGCUGCCUGUUGGCCUGGUUGGUCGAAGAUGAGACUUUCUGUACGAAAAUGCGCCGUGAAAUACUGGUGUCGCUUUAUAAGUUAAAUCGUCUUAAUGUGGCAGUACGUUCGGGACGCACAGCUUUGCAUUAUGCCUGCUAUAGGGAGGGUACUCUUGUUGGCCGGUAUCCGGCUUGUCAAUUUCCCUCGCCUUCAUUGGCUAAGGCUUUGUUAGAGGUGGGAGCUGAUCCCAAUGCCACCGAUGAUGCUGGCAAUACUCCCUUACAUUUAGCUGCUUUGGCUCAGCCAUGUCAAAAGGAUUUGGCUAAGAUUUUACUGGAUCAUGGGGCGCAUAUAGAUGCCCGUAACAAUGCUGGUGAAACAUUUGAAUCUCUUAUAAAGCCCAAGAAAAUAAGUGAAAUUGCAAAUCCUCUCAAGUACACCACGUUAGCCUGUCUAGCAGCGAAAACCAUACAAAAACACAAUAUCAAAUAUGACACAGUACCCACAGCUCUACAUAACUUUAUUGAGAUUCAUUAAAUCUUAUUUUAGGCCAUAAGCAGAGAGGUAAACAAACAACUACGAUUAUCCUUAUUUAUGUGUUAACUGUAUCCCGAGUUGGCUGUUUUAAGCAAACUAAGCGUACUAACUCAAUCGAACCUCCCACAACAACAGAAACAACGAUUAUAUUUAUACAUAUACAUACAUUUAAAUAUUCCUUUUUAUUUUUAAAAAUAAUAAGUUUUCCUAUGCUCUCUCUUUAAAAAAGAGUCACGAAGUUGUAAUCAAUGAAUUAUUUUUCUAAAAAAAAACAAUCUAUACAUACUUAUAUACAUAAUUAAUUCAGUUUUUUUGUUGUUUAUGACAAAGAAAAGUGAAAAUUGCAUUCAUGAUUGAAAUUCUUUAAAUCAUUAAAUUUUACAACCUACACAUUCUACUCUACUCCUCCUUCUUAUUGUUUUUAUGUUAUUGUUUUCUUUUUGUUUAUUUGUAUAUUAUUUUUAUAAUUUUUUGUGUUCUUAUUAAAAUUAUUAUUUGUUUUAACGAACGAUUAUAAAUUAAAAACCAGGAGCGAGUGGAGCAAAUGAGCAGCAAUACUUUAGGGGCAGACUUUUUUUUGCAAAAAAAGGCCACAAACAUGUAAAUACCCAUAAUAAUAAUACUAAUAAUAUGAAACCGAAAAGAAUUUAAAUUUGCUAAAGCAAUGCAAUGCAAUCUAAACCAUUCAAUAAUGGAAGAAAUGACAGCAACAUGAUGAAUGACAUUUGUUUGUAACCGAGUGAUUUAAUUGUUGUCAUUAACCAAAAUGAAAUUUCGUUUCGUUUCGUAACGUAAUCGUAUUAACUGUAGAUAUUUAACUAACUCUCUAUCUCUUGGAACUGUUUAUCAUUAGUUUCUACUUUAAAUAUCUUAAAUAUAUUAAAAAAAACAAAACAAAAACAAAACAUACAAUGUAUUAAGCAAAAGUAUAUAAAUAUUUAAUUAUUAAAUUUAGCAAACGCUUUGUGUUUCAAUAGUUUAUAAGUUAGUUAGCUCUAGUAUGUCUGUGUGUCUGUCCAUCUAUUUGCACACAUACAUUCUAUAUUGCUAUUUUGUGGAACAGAGUUAGACAAUUCUGCCCGAUCAUAAACAAUACCAUAACCAUAACAAAAAAAGAAGAAAAUAAUAAUUUACACUUGCUCCCCCUAAAACAACCAUCUACUCAAUUUUAACUAAACAUACCCUCAAAUUAAUUAAAUUAAAUGAAUAUGUGGGCUGGCGUGUUUAGGUCUAGCAGGUGUAUAAUUUGUAGUUCUUUCUUUUUUUUUCUUCUCUAAAUAAUUUUAAUAUUAAUAAUUAUAAUAAUAAUAAUACGUAUGUAAUGAUAUAAUGAUAAACGAUAUUUUAUAAGUGUGUAUUAGUUUUUGAAACAAAUUUAGCUAAAAGUCGAAUUUGGCUCCCCCAUUUUCUCUUGAGAGCCAAUUUGGGGGAGAGCAGGCUUUUUUUAAGAUGUCUAAAUGAUUAAGUUUAAAAAAGGUUUAGUUUUCUUUUUCUAAUUGUAAGACAAACAAAACUAUAACUAGAAUAAACAAUUUAUGAAAAAAUAAUAAUAUUA